Symbiodinium sp. CCMP2592 is the source of this 10392-nucleotide messenger RNA. The record is from the annotation of a GenBank genome assembly. Lineage: Eukaryota; Dinophyceae; Suessiales; Symbiodiniaceae.
AUGGAUGUGUCAGAUGCCAUUGACCAUCUAGGAGUAGGACAUCCCGUUGGUUCCCAUUUGUCCCCACCUGAUGCCGAAGUAAAUCCCGACCAGGUUUUUGCAGCUGAACCAUUUCCAGGAGACCCCAGUAGUGCAGGCCCAGAGGGAGCUUCGAGCAGCGGCGAGCCUUCGUUGCACUGCGUUGUCUUUGCGGCCGAUUUUGUCACUGAGCACCACGAUGUCACUAUGCCGAUUGCCUCAGGGGUUGAGCACGCCUUGCAAGCGGUGUCUGCAUGCUCCAUUCGACUUCAGGAACUUGCACCAGCGUCACUCAUCCCCACCACGCCCCAGCUGGGAAGCGGGUACGCAAGCUUUCUGCUCAUACCUAAGUGGUUGGGUGCCUCUUUCAGGCGGAUCGUCAUUAUGGACUUCUCGGCUUUGAAUGGGCCGGUGUAUGCCCGUUUCGUCCAUGACAGAAUCACAUACCGCGACCUUGAGCUUGAGGCCAAUUUGCACACGACCCGCCUUUGGGAAGCCUUUGUGUAUAAGGAUUUUCGGCCGAUUAGUAGGGGAUCGUCCUCUUUGGUUUGUUCAGGGGAUGUCAUUCGGUUUGCGCCAUCCCAAGAUGGUCCACAAUGGGGCCACAGCAUUGACUUUUUGCUUAGCCAACCGGACCUAUGGGCCGCUUUUCCCACUGAUAUCUCAGCCGAGCAAGACGUGGGAUCCUGCCUUGUCCUGCGACAGGACUCUGCUGUGGCCUUCCCGUAUCGCUGCAUCUCCGAGGAGCACCUUCACCUUGCAAUCGCCAGGGCGAUGUAUCGUGAGGUACAUAAUGUUAGCUUCGGUUUUCCACUGCCACAUGAGGGCUUGCAGGAUGUAGUCCACAAUGGCUAUCGCACCCCGAUUAUUAUCGGAGCAGACCCCAGGUCGGAAGAUAUUCCACCGGGGCCAAACCUCGGAUGUUUCGUUUUUCUUGACUGCCGUUCAACAGGCCGAGGUAUCAGCUUCCUGUUUGAGACCCCUCGCUUGAUGCAAACCAACAAAGCAGUGCAGUACCUUGGCCUUUGGCCGCCAACGGGUUACCGCCCAUACGCGGAGCACCACAGCUUGGAACCGUCAGGCGUUCAGGUGGAAGCAGGCACAGUCAUUUGCUUCGGCUUCGAACCAGAGGACAUUGACUAUUCAUUUGCCGGCGACAUGCCUCAAGCCGACCAGGCCGGCCAUCAAAGACGGUCGAUCGUUGAUCAUCACGAGCUGUUUAUGCUCUCGGCUGCCGAUGUAAGUCCCAGGACUGCCGAUGCCGUCAUGAGGCCGAUGGAGAUUACGCACCUCAGUUCUGCUCCAGCCAUUGUUGGCUGUGUCGUGCUUCUCCCGCGCCAAGCGCCAGAAUAUCACGACAUUCAGAUUUCCACACCAUGUUCCCCGCAACAGGCUUGCAACGUGCUCGUGGAGGCACGACGGAGUCAGCUGCUCUGUGUAUACGAACACAUUAUUGUAGCUGCUCCCCAACCAUCGGAUGCGUUCUGCACGUUCAUUGCAGUCCCGGAAUGGGCACACUCUUUAGUAUUCAUUGCGGUCGAUGCUCGGCAGAUCGAUGGGAGGCUCUUCUGCGCACAGAUGGAAGACGGGCUAUUCCUGCGCUCUAUCAGGGCCCAGCUUGGCCUUCACCCGAGGCAUGGCCCUAAAAUCUACCACCGUGGCGCUGUGCUUGACGAUACCAGUCCGGUUCGCCUGUCCAAAGGCGACACGCUCUCUCUUAUUCCAUGGGAUGGGGUCGAUCCCAUUUCCACCACUCUGACACAGAUGCUUGGACGUGCGAACCGUUGGACGGUUCCCUGCCCUCGUAUGGUGACUCCAUUGCAGAACAUGGUCUAUGUGCUUACUGAUGCGUGGAACACUGCUGUUGCGGUCCCAGUGUCAUGCUUGGAGACGGUCGGUCGCCUACACAGUUUUGUGGCAGCAUACCUACGGGCCGAUCCAGACCGCUUGCAUAUACAGCGGCCUUCUCCUCACAUUGACAACUAUGAUGCCUCGGGACGGGGAUGUAGCAAAGUGCUGGUUGCUACUGAAGCUGUUCCGGAUGUUGUUAUGCCCCCGGCGCGGCCCUUUUGCAAUCAGACGAUUUACAUCUUGGAUACUCGCCCCAUCCUCGGCGACCUCAGAUGGCGGGUUGUCGUAGGAGAUGAGGUUGACGCUGAAGCCCUGAUGCGAGAGUUUCCAUCACCUAAUGGCUACUACACCUCUAUAGAGGGUGGUGUCCCUGUUCGGAGUGACGACCGCACCUACCUCCAGAUCCGUCCGGGUCAGGUUAUCACCAUCGAAUAUUGCAGUGAUCUGCUUGGGGAUGGGAGCGACAUUUCCGCUGCACACCCCUCCACCCCUAAUUCUGCUGGCAGCGACGAGGGCAACUCGGACUCCGAUAGUCCGAGCUCUCCAAGACCGCCGCCUGGACCUGCCCGACGUGGCACACCACCCGCAACCGGCCAGGACCCGGAGACGCUUCACGACGAGUCCACCGGCUUCAUUUCUGCCCUGGUUCGGGUCUGGCCUCAGCGCACCUGUAAAAUCCUGUACGAACCAAUAUGUCAUUCCUCGGCGGACUCCUCUAUGUUGGCGGAUCUGCGGCGCAUCACCGUGCGCAUGGGCCACCCAUGGCCUUACCUCCCGGCAGAUGGCGGCCCACAUACCGACGAUGACAUCCUCUCUGGCAGUGACGAUGAUGAGGCCCUCGCCACUCCGGUUUGGGCCUGUUUUACAGUCUUAGUUCCGGGUUAUGCUCCUGAUACACGCAUGAUCACCCUCACAAUGCCAGCCACACUGCAAGAGGCCACCGAUGCGCUACAGGCCGCCAGACAAACGCAAUUUGCUGAGGACUUUCCUUACCUCGUCGAUGUUUCGCCGCAGCCGAUUGAUGGCCAUGGAGUCUUUAUAGGCUGUCCUAACUGGCAGGGUGUGUCCAUGAUUGUCUGUUUCGACCUUAUUGGGUACGACGGUCGUAUCUUCGCUGAACAUGUUCCGGCUUAUUGCAGCCGACAGCAACUACUGCACUAUGCUCGUGUGGACCGCUGGUCUGCUGAUGACCCCGACGUAGCAGUCUUUCUGGGUUUCUUUGAGGAGCCCUUAGAAGAUGGGGUAGAGGUUCAUCUUUUUCCGGGUGAGAACGUGCGCAUUCUCCAUAGUGGCAGGCUCCCAGGUCAAAACAGCUCGCUUACCCAGCUACUGCUUUCGCCCAUGGCCUGGAGCACUACACCCCCAUUCCCGGAGGUGUCACCGGAUGGCCUAUACUGUCUUGUAGAUGAUAGUGGGGGCCGGCUAGUUUCGGUUGAUAUCAACGAACCUUUCCGUUACCGAGCCACAGUCGCGGCAGCAGCAGGUAUUCCCGAGGUCCAGGUUCGGGUUUUUCCUGCCAACCCCCGCGUUCCCAAUGCAGCUUCCGCAGGCAUGAUUUGCCGCACGUGCAUUGUGGCCGUCUCCGAGCUCGAUAUGCACGCCCGCGGCUCUGAACAUGCCGUGAUCCUUGACUCUAGGAUUUUUCUAGCUGGAUGGCGUACUGUGUGGCCGCAGGCAGAUAGCAUUGAUAGCCGGGAUCUGAUAGACGAUCUGCGCUCAUUGUGCCCCCCCGGCUGGCUCCCAGCCUUGGAUAUUGCCCUAGGCGAACAGGGGAUAGCUCACACUGCACCAGGCGCCGUGAUAUCCGUUCGCGCCUACCGGGAUGUCCCUCCCCGGAUCGGACCUUUCCACAUCUCGCCAGCACCUGCGGUUUUCAACGCUGGGUAUGCCAUUCUUGGAGACCAUCGUCCACUCGCGGCACUGCCGCAAGGCAGCACCGUCUAUAUGAUCCAGUUCCUAGUUUACUCCCCAGACAGGCUUGUCGAGUUCGUUGAGGUUGAAGCACGACGGGGAACACCGAUUCGACCACUGCUGGCUAGAGUUAACUCGUGCCGCCCGGGGCAACUUAGACAGCUCAGCCCAGGUCUUCUUGCCGCUGAUCCCCAGCCGGAUCCAUCUUACUGUGCGGUUUUGGCUGUUCCGCAAUGGCAACCGCCCGGGGUUUUUGUCCUUGUUGACUGCCGCCAUUACGACGACCGCGCCUUUGCAGCUCUGGUGCCUGUUUCCAUCAGCCGCGGUUCGCUGCUUGCCAUUGUCGAUAUAGACCCCCAUGAGCAUGUGCUGAUUUUUGUUGGACACGCCGACCGGCCCAUCGAGGCUGGACAGGAGAUCUUCCCUCAGCAUGGUACCACCAUCCAAAUCACUCGACCGGCCUCAGUGGUCCCACACAGGCUUCAUGUACAGGCGAUGCUUGAUGCUAACACGGCCUGGCCUGAAGCACCUCUCCCCCCCGGCUUCUUCGAUGACAGAACGUAUAUACUCACCCCGCAGGAGCAUUUUAGUCUUCGUGGCCAUCCGGCCUCAGGGGAUUUCCGCCAUCGAUUGGCUGAGUUAUGUGCAAUCGAGGAGCCCGAUAUUUUGCUUCUUGACUCGACACCUCAAAUCCGCGACUUCUCGGCGCUCGGCAGGGCUAGCCGGUCAGUCAUGCUUGCCACUAGACACGGGACUGUGAGACAACCGGCCACAGAAGAUGUUCUUGUUGUCCUUGACCGUCGGCCCAUCUAUCUAGGCCUUUCCGUUUGGCGGGCCCCAUCUGGCCGCAUUCGUGGCGAUGAUGUAGCAGGUCGUUUCAGUGGUCUAUGCCCUGAAGGCUUUGUUCCUAGAAUACUUGACGGCGCCAGCGGAGAGGUUCUUCCCGAACAGGACCAGGCGGUCAGUUUAGGACAUGUUUUUAUUGUCACUUUCCAGCCUUUAAUCGAGGCCGGCGCGCAGACCCUUCCGUUGCCGGGCAACGCGCAUUUGCCUUCUCUUCACCAACCUGCUCCGGUCCCAGUGACGCCCUCCCGAGGUUGCCAGGCAGGACAGGCCAAACAGCCCUCGGGCGGCAAUCGAUGGACAGCAACCCUGCUUCUUGCCGUUGGCAUUUCCAUGGCUAUACCGACAAGUCGGGUCGGGGCUCUUGCUCCUUGCAUAUGUUCCCGACAAUCCGCCUGUUUUCAUUCCCAUUGUAUUACGCCCCGCGCGGCCGCGUCACUGGGGCCUGGCCUUUCCGAGCUCCGCCCACUUGGGUCUAUAGGCUACACCUCCAGUCGAGUAGUCAUGUGUCUCCCAACCUUCGAUAGCUUGGUUCACACCUCUGUCCUCCUGGGUGUUGCCUUCUUAAUCUUACAGGUGCCGCUACAAGGAUAUCAGCGGGUCCUGGUUGGCUCCUUCCUUUGGCUAUGCGUCUUUCCAACCAGGGCAGCUGGCGUUCAACACCGGUCCUUCGAACCAAGAGUCUAUGAGCGGGCACAAAGCGACAUGAGUGUGCGGUGCGAUGUCAAUGGAAUUCUGUCGGCUAGCCGCCCUAUUCCUACCCCCCUGCGACGGGGCAACGGACCCAGAUGCUUUGAAAUCCCAGUUGAUGUUAGCAUCCCCGCCCGCACUGAAUCGAUUCCCUCUGAGUAUGACAGGGCUCUUUUCACGCUUCUUGAGGAAAGCAUCCAAGCAACCGAUUCGACUGCCUUCUUCUUGGCUGCGACCUUGCUUGAGACCCUUUUUGAGCAUUUCGGGGCUGUCAACAACGAGGAUCCGGGCAGACCAGCCGAUGCCUUAGCCGACCCGCGUGGUGCCACAGGUGGCCCUGCUGUCAGGAUCUCGCUCUCCGAUGCGUUGGCCACAUCACUACAUGAUGACUGCUACCCAGCAACCGGUUUGGGCAUCCCGUCACAUGUGCCCUGCAUCAACCUCGACUCAGGCCAGUGUCGCCUGCCAAUCACAAAGAGCAUGUGGCAGGACGUCUUGCACCGGGUCCCCAUUGCGUGCCUUGACGUUACUGUUGAUUCCCUCACAGGGAGCCACCGCUUCUUGCAUUGGCAUGGCGAGGGGUUCCCCGGUUGUUUUCCUGCAGACGCCCACACCAUUUGUUUCACAGCCGACGGCUCCUUCUGCCCUGCGUCCGGCCAAGGCGGCUGGGGUGUUGUCGUCUCGGUUACCACCGGUGAUUCGCCUGGCCUCCCAGGGCUUUUUGUCGGCGCCUUUGGCGGGUCCACUGAUGAGGAAUGGUCGCUUGCUGCAGACGUCACCACACCGCUUGAUGCAUACACCGCGGAGACAAUUGGCCUCAUGUGGGCAGGCAUCGCCGCUUUUCAACUCGGCUUUUGUGGCCCCCAUGUUUUCCGUUGUGACAACGAGGCUGCCCUAGGAGCUGCUGCCGGUCAAUGCAGAUCCGGGGACCUUUCCAUCUGGAGGGCUUGCCGCGGCAUACAUUUCGGUUUCCGCAUUUGGGCUGCUAGUGCCCCCGACUAUGUCCAUGUCAAAGGCCACGAAGGCGAUCCGGCCAACGAACUCGCCGACGCUUUGGCUGAGCAGGGGCGUCAGAGGCAGGGAUAUAACCCCUUUUCCUUAGUCCUCCCCCAUUGGUUUCGGGACGACGGCCACCCCUUUCAGUGGCUUCCACACCUUGCGUGGAUGCACCGGCGCCAUAUGCAGGCUCCCUCGUUAUAUGAGGAUGUCAUGUCAUGGGGGGAUACCAUUCCGGGUUUAACGAUCCCCACAGAGCAGGUCAUAAGGCCUUUCUUGAGAUCCGCUCCUGAAGCGACCCAGGCCGCUGGGGCACCACACAGGCGGCGAUGCCUUUUUGUGACUUAUAAUGCCCUGUCUUUGGCACAGCCGGGCACUGGCGCUGACGACGGCCAGGCAGGCUUGCAUGGCAGUACCGGCAGGGUUACUUUGCUAGAUGAGACCCUCUUUGCACGUAAUGCCUUUAUCGUCGGCGUGCAGGAAGCACGUACUCCACAAGGCACAUAUUGCGCGCAGCAUUUUCGGCGAUAUGCAUCAGGUAGUCUGGAGGGCAAACACUAUGGAAUCGAGGUCUGGAUCCGAUCGGACCCCGAUUGGCCCUCACAUGAAGUUGCUAUUUUGUCGGCCACCCCUACUUAUUUGGCUUUGCAAGCCUGUUUUGGUAGUUUCCGACUUGGUGUAUUCGCGGGGCAUGGCCCACAUAGAGGCCGGCCGGCCGAUCAGCGUACCGCCUGGUGGCAGGACAUAAGUCGAUUAUGCUCAUCUCUUCCGGUUGGUAUCCCAUGGGUUUUCCUGGUUGAUGUCAACGGACGUCUGGGCUCGAUCGCCGAUGACGCCAUAGGCGAGCACGAGGCUGAUGAGGAGGACAUAGCAGGCCAGGCAUUUCGCCUUCUCAUCGGCAGGCAUCAGGCCUGGUCCCCCUCCACCUUCUCUGCAUUUGCCCGUGGCCCGGGGGGCACUUUGUAUCAGAAGCGCAGCAAAACGCUUGAUCGAAGUGACUUCGUCGCCAUACCCUCAGAAUGGCGCGAGGCGACCAUCUGUGCGGAAGUACUGGCAGACAUACAUGCAGGCCACUCGGCACCGGAUCAUUUCGCUGCCGGUGAUCUUGAUUUCCAGCGGCCCCACCAUAGUAUGCCUCGUAAGAUCGACCCCCGAGCCCUGGUUGACCCAGUCAACGCCCCACGUAUUCGAGCCAUUUUAGCGGACACGCCUAAGGUCCCCUGGCAAGCCAAUGUCAAUGAACAUGCCUCAAUCGUCGUCGAUCACGUGUAUGAGAAGCUGGUAUCUGCCUUCCCGCUGCAGGGCCGCCCGAUGCGGCAGCACUUCCUACAGCAAGCCACGGUUCAGCUGCACGAACACCUCAAAAUGCUUCGGCAAUCUCUCAGACGUUGCGUGUACAAUUUGUCUAGUGCCAGACUUCGAUGCGCAUGGCUUGCCUGGCGCUCUGCGACUCCUUGGCGGCAGCUCUUCCAGGGCCGAUGGCUCACUGAAGUCCGUUUUGCCAUCGCGUGGCUCUCGUAUCACAUCGGAUUGGCUGGCAAGGCAGUGCGCAAGGGCUGCAGACAAGACCGCAAUAAUUUCCUUGCUCACCUACAGGUCGACCAGGCGAGCGCAUCUGAAGUUCACUCUGCGAUUAAACGCCUGAUACGGCCGCGGCGCUUUCGAAAGCAGGGGCCGACUCCGCUCCCCCGGCUCCGAAAUCCUGAGGGAGUCCUAUGUACCAGCCCUGCCGAGAUACAGAAAACAUGGCGGGACCAUUUUGCGCGUCUAGAGGGGGGCACACAGUGCACGCCCGAGGACCUUGUGAUUGAUUGCGUGCGGCGCCAACAACGGCGCGGGCCUCAGGAGCACCUCCUUUGCCAGGAGCUACCAGCCUUUGACGAUCUCGUCGAGGCUCUACGGAGGGCUCAGCCCUUCAAGGCCUGUGGCUCUGACCUCAUCCCUCCCGCUUUAUGUCAUGGCCAUGCGGUUGACGUUGCGGGAUUGCUGUGGCCGAUUCUAGUUAAGGUUCUUACACAAGGAUCCGAGCCAAUCGGCUUCAAGGGGGGUCGGCUUUUCCACAUUCCCAAGCCUAACGCCACAGAUAAAGCGUCCACGGAUGCUCAUAGGGGUAUCCUUGUGCAACCAGUGUUUGGCAAGGCAUUGCAUCGGGCCACCCGUGCUUUAUCUGUGGAGUUCAUGGAGCGUCAUGCUCCUGCCCUCCAGCUGGGCAGCCGGCAGGGGAAAACUCAUGCUUUCGGCUUCCUCAUGAGUCGAAGCUUCCUUGCCUAUGGCCGCACUAACAAUCUAUCGGUCGCACUCCUCUUCCUCGACCUUCAGGCAGCAUAUUACGCCGUCGUGCGGGAGCUUAUACUUGGGUCAGACUUGUCGGAUGCCAGCCUCUCCGAGGUAGUUCGGUCCCUUGCCCUCGCUCCUGGAGUAGAUGUCGAUUCCAUCGCCUCCUAUGCGGGCACGGAUCCUGUGCUUUCCCCCAGCAACUCUGCGAACGUUGCCGGCCUGACGUUCGAUGCAGUCUCCUCGCACGGAUUGACUCCGAACAUUGGGCCCAAAAAGUCAGCCGCAAUUCUUGUGCCCCGCGGAGCCGGUUCCAAACGUGCCCGAGACAACAUCUUUGGCCAGGGCGGUGGAAAAUUACAUGUUCUCCGUGAGGGCACCGGCGCUGUCAAGCUUGAUGCGGUGUCUCAAUACCGCCACUUGGGUUCCACCAUCACCCACAACGGCUCUAUGAUGAGUGAGGUCCGCAACCGGCUCGCCUUGGCUAGGGCUGCCUUUGGGGAGGCCAGAAAGAAGAUUUUCGUAUGCCCACAUAUUGCCAUUCACCGCCGGGUGCAGCUUUUCAGGGCACAUAUUUUGUCCGCACUGAUAGCAGGAGCCGGGGCAUGGCCAUGCCUCCCGCAGGAGGCAUGGACCACUUUCCAGCAGGGGCUGACUGCCCUGCUUCGGCAACUCAUCCGGAUACCGCAUGAUGCAUCGCAACGCUGGACUAGGGACGAUGUAUACGCCGCCUGCGGGAUCUCCUCCCCGCAAGAGCUGCUCCAUGCAGAACGCCUCCGUUUCCUUGGUCAAAUGAUCCUUCAUGCGCCGGACGCCACCUGGGCGCUGCUGCAACAUCAUGACGCCGCACUUGAGGCUUUCCAUGCGGCCUGUGACUGGCUAUUCAUCGCCGUCUCUGCCACUAGUGGCCUUGGCCCUCAUCGUGACGAUUGGCAGAACUGGACUGAGUUAGUCAAGCGCCGGCCCAAGCAAUGGAAAGGGCUCAUCAAGCGGGCCGUCUCGUGGUAUAGUAAUCGACGUACCGCCCAAGUACUAGUGGACAACUUUGCCCGGGCUACCUGGGAACGGGUUGCGCCGAUCGCGGUCGCCGCUCCGCUCUCGGAGCAUGCAUGUCUGAUGUGCCGCCGUGCCUUCCCCAAUGCACACACCUGGUCGUCGCAUGCAGCCCUACAGCACGGAUACCGUACCAAGGCGCGUCGUUUGGCCAGGGGCAGGCUGUCGAACGAGGAGACGCCGAUCUCCUUCCAGUGUGCGAUUUGCCUGAUGGUCAUACCCAGAGUCGGGCAGCAGCCGGCCCUCAGGGAAGGUGUUUUCAGCGAGGACACCCAGAUUCUUGAGGUUGUCCAGACCUUUGUUGAGCCGUUCUCCCUCCUUAAGGAUACACUGGUGUUCUGGCGGGAUGAGCUCGAUGCCGGACCGGUUAGGGACCGGGCUGACGAUGUCCUCCUUUGCUUUCAGGUUGACCUACUCUGCGACGAGCGCCAUGCGCGGCCCUCGCCUGAUCCCGAGGCUGGCCGCUUUGAGCCAUGCAUUUUGCCUCUGCUCCGCUCCCCACGGCCGGCUGGACUUGCCGGGCUUGUGGCGGGCCAGUGCCUCGAUUUCGAUCUGAGUUGGCUUGGCCUGUCGCCUGGCGGGGGAUGGCGCUAUCUCCCUCUGUCCCUUCUUCCCCCACACAAUGUCGAGUGGGCGUGCGUUGUUCUCACACUUCCUCCUGCGCCCUGCAGCUCGGCACAGGUGCCCGUCGUGACCGACAGAUGCGAUCCGAUGAGGCGUAUGGCCCCGGGGCGCGACGGAAUCUUGAUUGAAUGA